AUGAAGCUUUCACUCCUCACCGCUGCUGCCAUUGCGCAGAUCGCCUCCGCCCAUUACUUCUUUGAGCGUCUUAUCAUCGAUGGCAAGGAGACUAAGCCUUACGAGUUCGUUCGUGAGAACACUCGUGCUAUCAAGUACAACCCUACCAAGUGGAAGAACCCUCUCGACAACAUCACCCCCGAUGACACCGACUUCCGCUGCAACAAGGGUGCUUUCUCCUCUGCCAGCCGCACCGGCGUCGCUGAGGUCGCGCCUGGAACCAAGCUGGCCAUGAAGCUCGGUGUCGGCGCCACCAUGCAGCACCCAGGCCCAGGCCAUGUUCACAUGUCUCUGGCUCCCGGCUCCGUCAAGGAGUACGAGGGUGAUGGUGACUGGUUCCUGAUCAAGCAAGUCGGUCUCUGCACCAAGGGAGAUAUCAAGAAGGACGCCUGGUGCACCUGGGACAAGAACAACAUUGAAUUCGAGAUCCCCCUCAAUACCCCACCUGGUGAAUACCUCGUCCGUUCCCAGCACGUCGGUGUCCACGGUGCCCACGACGGCCAGGCUGAGUUCUACUACGGCUGCGCCCAGAUCAAGGUCACCGGCAACGGCACCGGCGUCCCAGGCCCCAUGAUCAAAUUCCCCGGUGGCUACAAGAAGACUGAUCCCUCCUGGAACUUCAGCGUCUGGGGCGGAUACAAGGACUUCCCCUUCCCCUCGCAGACUGUCUGGACCGGC
Messenger RNA from Bipolaris maydis ATCC 48331, 717 nucleotides. RefSeq names its product glycosyl hydrolase family 61-domain-containing protein. The record is from RefSeq and is a predicted model, not a curated record. NCBI's taxonomy places the organism in Eukaryota, Fungi, Ascomycota, Dothideomycetes, Pleosporales, Pleosporaceae.